Molecule: messenger RNA, 850 nt
Organism: Drosophila eugracilis
Lineage: Eukaryota; Metazoa; Arthropoda; Insecta; Diptera; Drosophilidae
Gene: Chmp1
Product: charged multivesicular body protein 1b
Exons: 2
Coding region: 158-769 (203 amino acids)
Biological process (GO): late endosome to vacuole transport; protein transport; endosome transport via multivesicular body sorting pathway
Cellular component (GO): ESCRT III complex; multivesicular body
Source: RefSeq, a predicted model, not a curated record
UCCCACGUCUGGUCACACCAAUUAAGUGAUUCAUACAAAUCCUCCAAUAAAAACAACGUAAAUUGAUAAAAUUACACCGUUCCAGUUGCAAUCCAACUGCCAGAACCAUUUUCGCUUCUUCAUUCGUUAGUAAAAAUUCAUCAAGCUGGGUAACGACAUGUCUACGAGUUCCAUGGAAAAACACCUUUUUAAUCUAAAGUUUGCCGUAAAGGAACUUGAGAGAAACUCGAAAAAAUGUGAAAAGGAGGAGAAGCUGGAAAAGGUCAAGGCCAAGAAGGCAAUCCAGAAGGGAAACAUGGACGUGGCCCGCAUCCAUGCAGAAAACGCGAUUCGCCAAAAGAACCAAGCGGUUAACUACCUGCGGAUGAGUGCCCGGGUGGACGCAGUCGCUAGCAGGGUCCAAUCUGCCCUCACCACCCGCAAGGUCACUGGCUCCAUGGCCGGUGUGGUCAAAGCCAUGGACGCAGCCAUGAAGGGAAUGAACCUGGAGAAAAUUUCCUCGCUGAUGGAGAAGUUUGAAUCGCAGUUCGAGGACCUGGACGUCCAGAGCUCCGUAAUGGAGGGCACCAUGUCCGACACGGUGACCACCUCAGUUCCCCAGGGAGAUGUCGACAAUCUAUUACAGCAAGUGGCCGACGAGGCUGGCCUCGAGCUCAACAUGGAGCUGCCUAGCGGAGUCCAAAGCCAGUCGGUUGGUGCUUCCACGGCCGUAUCCCAAGAACAAGACGAGCUGACUCAGCGACUGGCUCGUCUCCGCCAAGCCGAAUAAAAGAUGCGAAGCCCUGUCCGUUAAAUUUCUCUGUUCUAGCAAUUAAGUACAUUCAAAAUAUAAAUAAGUUUAAACCAGUGA